Messenger RNA from Miscanthus lutarioriparius, 840 nucleotides. NCBI's taxonomy places the organism in Eukaryota, Viridiplantae, Streptophyta, Magnoliopsida, Poales, Poaceae. The record is from the annotation of a GenBank genome assembly.
AUGCCGACGCCAAGACCCAGGCAUCCAUCCUCCGCGCCGCGUCCCCUAGGACUCCUCCACCUGGUUCUUCGCCUCGUCCGCCGCCCCGUCCACCGUCAACUUCACCGGCUACGCAUACCCGUCGUCACCGAGCGCGGGGACGCGCUCUCCAGGCUCGUCGGCGUCGCCGCCGCUGCCGACCACAGGCCUAGCAUCCCCGUGUCGGAGUACAUGACCCCCGCCCCCCGCACGGCGUCUGCCGCCUUCGAUUUCGAGAAAGCCGCCGCCUUUCUCGCCGACGAGGGCCUGGACUUCGUGCCCCUCGUCUCCGACGACGCCGGCGAGACGCGGGGGGAGGACAAGCGCUGGCUCGAGAUGCUGGCGAAGGAAGGGGCGAACGCCAUUGUGAUCGACAGCUCACAGGGGAACUCUGUUUACCGGCUCGACAUGAUCAAGUAUGCCAAGAGGAUGUACCCUGAGGUGGAUCUGAUCGGUGGAAAUGUGGUCACCGUUGCGCAGGCACAGAAUUUGAUCGCCGCCGGGGUGGAUGGGUUGCGGGUUGGGAUGGGCUCUGGAUCGAUUUGCACCACGCAGGAGGCUACUGCAGUUUACAAGGUCGCGCAAUAUGCCAAGGAUCAUGAUGUGCCUGUUAUUGCUGAUGGUGGAAUCUCAAACUCUGGGCAUAUUGUGAAGGCCCUGACUCUAGGGGCAUCAACUGUUAUGAUGGGUAGUUUCCUGGCUGGCAGUCUUGAAGCUCCUGGUGUUUAUAAGUACAAGUACUCAGGGUUGAUCUACUUCUUGCAGUUAUGCAUGAUGCUUUUGGAGUUCGGUUACAUGCCAGAAAGCAGGCAGAGGUGCUGA